AAAACGUUGCAUUUGAUACAGUGAAAGCAUCGACGUUUUAAAGGUAGCUGUUUUUCGAUUACCGAAAAUUUAUUGAAGAACGUCGCGAUCUGUUUUUACAACGUUCGCUCUCACGAAAAACGUUGAACAUUGUUUGUGAGUGUCACCGGACAGGUGUACCGAGUGAUUGAGAUAAAACAUUACGUAUUAGCUCGAUGUUAUAAGUGUUUCUCACAGAGUUCUGUGUGUUUAAUCGCCUGUUUGUUGUGAGAUCCUUCCCUACCUCCACUGAUACCGGACGUUGUCGUCGAAGAAAGUGACCUGUUGGAUGAUAUAAUUCAAGUUAUUGGGAAAGAAAUACGCCAAGAGACGAUGACGCUAGUGGCAGCGACGCAACGACCGUACGUGGAGAUCACGGAACAGCCGCACCCGAAGGCACUCCGGUUUCGGUAUGAGUGCGAGGGACGGUCGGCCGGUUCCAUACCCGGCAUUAACAGCACAAACGACCACAAGACCUACCCGGCGAUACAGAUCCACGGAUACCGGGGUCGGGCGGUGGUCGUGGUGUCCUGCGUCACCAAGGGAGAGCCAAAUGAAUCGCCGGAGGAGGCAAAAUACAAACCCCAUCCGCACAAUCUGGUAGGAAAGGAGGGCUGCAAGAAGGGUGUGUGCACGGUUGAGAUCAAUUGUAACACCAUGGCGUACCAGUUCAACAACCUGGGCAUUCAGUGCGUCAAGAAGAAGGACGUCGAGGAGGCGCUACGCUUGCGCCACGAAAUCAGGGUCGAUCCGUUCAGAACUGGAUUCGCUCACGCCAAGGAACCAGGCUCCAUCGAUCUGAACGCUGUUCGGCUGUGCUUCCAGGUGUUUCUAGAGGGUCCGACAAAGGGUCGCUUCACCGAACCACUGACGCCGGUCGUUUCGGACAUCAUCUACGACAAGAAGGCCAUGUCGGACCUGAUCAUUUGCCGCCUCAGCGACUGCUCGGCGCCCGUCUCCGGUGGCAAGGAGAUCAUUCUGCUCUGCGAGAAAGUCGUCAAGGAGGACAUCAGGGUGCGCUUCUUCGAGAAGAAGGGAAACAUCACGGUGUGGCAGGGUUAUGGCGAGUUUACGCACACCGACGUGCACAAGCAGGUGGCCAUCAGCUUCCGGACGCCGCCGUACAGAGCGAUGGAUGUCACCGAUCCAGUGAAGGUGUACGUGCAGUUGGAACGCCCGUCGGACAACGCGCAAUCGGAUGCACGCGAUUUCCUGUUCACACCGCUGGACUCAGAAUUGCGGCGGAAACAGCCGAAGCUCGGUUCCUCGGCAUUCAUGCAGGUUCCUCGGACGCAACAGCAGGUUCACAAGAUACCGAACCCUGCUUCCAUUCCAAACCUGUCGCAGCUUGACGCUUCCGGUGGUCCCGCUACCGGAAGUGGUUUACCCCGAGGACUUUAUAACUACGGCAACAACAAUCCAUUCCAGCAAAUGCCAAAAGAAGAAAUCAAAAACGAACCUGGAGAUUCUCCAAGUCAUGUACCGUCUAACCAAUACCAACUCCAACCGGGACAAGGACUGCUCAAUCCACAACGAAUUUCACCGGCCCUGGACCGAUCCCCGUCAACGAUGACACCGUCCCCGGGAAUUGCCGGUUCCAUGUCUCCGCAUGACCAGGGCAGUAUAACACCCACGCCACCUUACAACAACAUGUCAAACGCGCCAAUGAAUCCCUUCGCUAACUUUGGAAACUUUGGAACUACCCUUGUGACGAAUCAACCCCAGCAACAGCAACAGCAGCAGCAACAUUUACCACCGCAAACCAUUGCCCCCAUAUUCGACACGAACCUUCCGGGGCCCUCGAAUGGCUGGGUGCAACCAAUACCCACCACCAGCGGCAACGGUCUUAACCCACCUCAGUCUUUCAACCUCGGGAACUUUGGUUCGAUUUCGUUUUCGAGCGAUCCAAUGCUGGGUAUAGGAUCACUCAUCUCCAGCAACAAUCAAAUGAACGUGGGACCUCCGUCGAUGGGAUCGGACCUCAUGAACCUUGAUUUGGGAAAUUUACCUUCCAACUUCAACUCAGCCGAACUCCGGUCCGUGCUAGAUGGCCUUUCCACCACCGAAAUGAACCGUCUCGAGCAGAUAGCGGGCCAGGUGGCCAACAACCAAGCGACCGGAAGCGCUCAGCAACAAUCGUCCACCAGCCAACAGCAAGCACUGAAAGCUUUCCUUGCUACCCAGCAGCAACAACCUCCACUCCCCGGCGCCCUGGAACCAUUGCCGGAUCGACACGACAACGACGAAGACCUUACGGAUAGCUUUAAGAACCUUAGCACUAACGAUUUGAACUAAAUGCAAACUCCGUCGGGACGCGACUCAACGGCGUACAACCUCGUACCAUAAGCUUUUUUUCCGCCCCCGCUCCCUUCCCCCCGUCCGAUGCUCAUAAAAUGACCCAGCGCUGUGUUGACGACAUUGUCUAAUCGAUUGUUAAGUUUUUAGACGUUUAAGCGACUAUUGGCAUGUGAAAUGUUUCGAGAUUUUGUUGUAAAUAAAUGCUUAGG
Anopheles coustani is the source of this 2525-nucleotide messenger RNA. It is a transcript of the gene dl, whose product is annotated as proto-oncogene c-Rel. Gene Ontology annotation, molecular function: DNA-binding transcription factor activity; DNA binding. Gene Ontology annotation, biological process: response to cytokine; inflammatory response; innate immune response. The record is from RefSeq and is a predicted model, not a curated record. Gene Ontology annotation, cellular component: nucleus; cytoplasm. NCBI's taxonomy places the organism in Eukaryota, Metazoa, Arthropoda, Insecta, Diptera, Culicidae. The transcript is spliced from 9 exons. The coding region runs from base 352 to 2313 and encodes 653 amino acids.